CCCCUAUCGUUCAAUGCCCGCCACAGGUUUUCCAAUGGAGGAAGGAGGAGGCCGGAGAGGAUGCGAUUCUUUGCUGCCACCGAACCAAGUGGAUGAGCAGUACCAUGAAUGUAUCCUGGGAAGUUAAUGAGUAGCUGAGCCUGCGACUCUUUCCAGUCAUUAAAGGAGGAAGAGGAGGGCGAUGGCAUCCCAGAUCACGGAGGAAGCCGUGCAGGGGUUUCUGUCGGAAAGAGGAGGGAGGGUCCAACAGAUGGAGCUGAUGGAUCAUUUCUUAUCUCUCCGUGGGUGUCAUGACCAGUCAGACGAAGGGCUGCGGCGCAUCGUCGACAGCCUGUGUUUGGUGAAGGUGGAGAACGGGGUGAAAUAUGUGUGUCUGAACGCGAUGCGUUCGGACUCGGGCGGCCCGGACCACCAAGCGGAGUGCAACGGCAACAUCCAAGAGGCGCUGGACAACAAACAUGUGAACGGCAAUCCUGAAAAUGGAGUCCAAACAGAGGCACCACUUGCCAGCUUGGACAAUAACAAACAGUCAAACGACAACGAGAAUGGGGCCAGGUCUCAGUGUAGAAUCAACGCAAGGACGCCUGCUACAUCUACAGGUGGAGGGGAGGUGAGGCUGAGGGACAGGAGGAGGCGAGAGUCGGCCCCAGUCAUUGCUGUGCAAGAUCUGGACCAGGGCCACCCUGCUGGGCCACACUGCCAGCAGGUGCGAGGGGCUCGCAGGGUUUCCAAGGGAUCCCAAAGAGCCAUCCUAACCAGCUGCUUGUCUGAAGACAGCGCACUGGAGGGACUGGAGUCCAUUGGGGAUAUUCACACACCCAAGGGCAGCCGCAGGAACUUUAUAGAGCUGAUGAUGAGUACUUCUCCUCAGGUUCGCAGGUCGCUGAUCAACCGUGGGCCCCGUGUCCGAGACUCCCUGAGGAGCGAAGGUGACUCGGCGUCCCUCCUCUCCUCAGCCACCGAUGAGGACUGUGCCUUGGUGACUUUGGACCCACUAGAGCACGAGUGGAUGCUUUGCGCCUCAGACGGCAUGUGGGAGAGUCUACAGCCGCUGUUGGCCGUGGAGCCCAGCCUGGUGGCCAAAAGGGACUUUGUUACGGGCUUCACCUGCCUCCACUGGGCGGCGAAGCAGGGCAAAGCCGAGCUGCUGUCCCAGCUGCUGGGCUUCGCCAAGAAGAACACCGUACCUUUGAAUGUGAACGUGAGAUCUAGUGCUGGAUACACACCGCUGCACCUGGCUGCCAUGCAUGGUCACACACAGGUGGUUCGGCUGCUGCUGUCAGACUGGGAGGCAGACCCCGAAGCUCGGGAUUACAGCGGGAGGCGAGCCAUCCAGUACUUGCCCCCACCGCUGGCUGCUGACCUGCAGCAGGAAGGAGUGGUCACCUCACCGACCGCCGAGUCGGACGCCGAAAACGGCAGCGGAAGCAGAGGUGGAGGGCGAGGCUGGAAGCUGGCCAGAGUGCUGCAGGGCAACCUGAACCCUCUGCGGCGACUCCACCUGUCAGCUGAAGCGGCGGAAGAGCCGGCGGGGAGCGGGAAGGCCAAGGGGGCCCUGCAGAGGAAAACGUCCCUCAGCCGACUGAACGCCAAACUGCAUCGUGGGCGCCACCGGGCCCAGAUCAUCCACAGCGCCUCCUUUAGGGACUCUGGAGAAGUGGAGAUAGGAGAAGACGCAACCAGCAGUCCACUUCGCACUAGACCACUAUCCAGCCUGUUUGGGUGAAGUACAACCAGCAAAAUAACCAGCAUCUUUAAACAAUUCCAUUUCCACAUCUCAGAGUUCCAAUAUUUCCUACAAAUAAACAAAGAUUUUUUUCUUUAGAAAUGGUCACUUAUUCUCCUGAGCUUUAAUUUAUCUUUGUUCCGAAUGCAGUGAAUAAGCUUUUUGCCAAUCACACAAAAGGGAGGUCCCUCUUUUUACCCGUCAAACCCAUUUCUUUAAAUCCAAAUCAGAUCAGCGGAUCUGCAUAUAUUCAGCUUGUCCUAGUUGUUCUGUCUAGAAAGGCCUUGUUUAAAGAAAGUAGCAAAACAUUAGGAUUCUGUUCACACAAACCUAAAAAUACCUUGAUUAUGUAGCCUUACUGUAGGUCAGAAGCACUUUGAAGUGGUUCCACACUUUUUCCUCCAUAAAAAGCAUCAGAUUUGUUUACAGAGUCAUAUAUUUUUAGUUUUUCAAAUGUGAAUGAUGUCCCUUUCCUGUGUUGGAGUGGUGCUGAAGCUUUCUUUUUAUGGUACAUUUCUGGAAAAAUGGAUUUAUUUCAUGAAAAACAGAGUUUAAUAUUUACUGUUCUUGUAUUGAUCAACCUGUUUGCACUCGUCACUUUGAAGUCUGUAGCUGAUUUAGGAAUAGAACUACAUAAACUAAAUACACUUAUAAAAAAGAACCCUUUUGUUUUCUGUUACACUUUUAUUUUGCAGGUCUAAUCGGUUAUACAGACCUUAACCUCUCACUUAUGGUUUUAUUUCUUUGACACUGUUGUAAAAAAGUGUUUGCAUCCAAUACUGAGCAGUUUCACUGUAUGUCAGUUGAAAGCACACAAUGUGUGUAUAUAUAUAUAUAUAUAUAUAUAUAUAUAUAUAUAUAUUUGUUUUGUUUUCGAUCUCCAGUGUACCUCAAUUUCUGAAGCUGUUCUACUUUUUGUUUCUCUGUUGUGCAUCUCCAAGCAUGGCUCCUAUAAAUUUUCGUUUUGUUUUUUGUCAUAUUUUUUAACCUCGUAUCUUUUCCAUUCCUGCAACCCGACAUAUAGAAUUUAAAUUCUGCAGUUGAGUCUUUAAAGCGUAAACCAUCUUUGUUUAAUAUUUCCAUCAUGCGUCAUCAUCAGUGAAUGUGUGCCAUCCUGGGGGUUUUAAUUUGGCAUGAACAAAAUCACGUUAUCUCAUUAGACUUCCUUAAAUAUGCCAACCUUCCUCACUCUGCAACAUCCUGGAUUUACUGAAGGAUGCCUUUUCAAUUUUGUAAUUUUUAUAAAAAGAACUUGUGUAAUAAAAUGUCCUUUUCUGUGAGAGCCGUGCACCUCUGUUUUGUUUAAAUGUAAAUUCUUGUCUGUGAAAUACUGUGAUGCGUCUGUGCUGUGAAAUCGUUACCAAGCAAACAUUGUUCUUUAAACUGUUGGAAAAUUUAAAAAAAAAGAAAGGGGGAGGGGGACAUGAGUUUGCAGAA
Oryzias latipes (Japanese medaka) is the source of this 3163-nucleotide messenger RNA. It is a transcript of the gene sowahca, whose product is annotated as sosondowah ankyrin repeat domain family Ca. The record is from RefSeq and is a predicted model, not a curated record. Gene Ontology annotation, molecular function: protein binding. NCBI's taxonomy places the organism in Eukaryota, Metazoa, Chordata, Actinopteri, Beloniformes, Adrianichthyidae.